This is a messenger RNA of Rhipicephalus microplus (southern cattle tick), 7887 nucleotides long. RefSeq lists its product as uncharacterized. NCBI's taxonomy places the organism in Eukaryota, Metazoa, Arthropoda, Arachnida, Ixodida, Ixodidae. The record is from RefSeq and is a predicted model, not a curated record.
AUGGCGGUCCAUGGUUUAAAUCCCGAGGAAGUCAAUACGUGGAAGACCGAAGCAGCCUGCGGGGCUAUAUCUGCAUACCAGGACUGCGUGAAUUCAAAGCUGAGCUUGAAGUGUGGCCCCAAAGUAUUGCCUCAGACGCCACAUGUGCUGCACUACGUUCGAGACUUGUACAACCAAUACAACUGGACAUGCCGAGCAGGUCAGGCUGAUAACUGCGACGGCAACGAGGUGAUAGACUCCUUGACUGAGUGCCUCGGUUUUUUGAAUGUGUUGGUCCUUCCGUACAUAACGAACUCAAGCAAGAAUGCGUCACUUGAAACGGCGUGCACGGGAUACCAGGAAUUCAAGUACUGCAUAUCGUCAUCCAUCAACGCAAAAUGCCCACGCAGCCCGUACGUUCUGCGGCUGCCUCGGGUGCAGUACUUCACUCAUGACCUAGUGCAAAACUACAAGUGGACGUGUGAGGCGGUUCAUCAAAAAAAACGACAGGCAUGCCGAAGCGAUGAGCUUUUGGCGCAGCUGGAAAAGUGUUAUGGUGACCACGUAAAAUCCAAAGUGAUUCCCAACGCCGUCCCUGGCAACGAGCUGGACCAGCUUCGGUAUGCCUGCAGUGCACUGAACACAUACCAAGAAUGUGUGAACGAGGAAAUAACGGGUAACUGUGCUGGAAACCAAGGCCAGGUGCUUCUACUAGAUGCGGUGAAGAACUACACUUACUCUGUGUACGAACAAUACCAAUGGGCUUGCGACAAUCACCCCGACUGCAACAAAAACAGUCUCCUGAAUGAGCUCAUCAGUUGUAAAGGAAUAAUGACGACUAAAGUGAUGCCGAAUGCCGCUAACAUAUCCGACAUGUCAAAACUGAGUGAAGCAUGCCGGGGCACUCUCCUUUACCAGGACUGUGUUCGUGAGAAAAUGAACGCUAAGUGCGCCGCGGAAUCGCCCGUGUUCCUUCUUCCCGAGGUGGCCUAUUUCUCAUUUGCGACGUACAACAAGUACAACUGGACUUGCUUCCGCAAACAAGAAGGACGAGUCAGCGAUACCGCAAACAAGGCUGGAUUAGUGAAACAGUUAAAAGAAUGCUAUGGGUUCAUACUUUUCGGUGUCAAACGUCCUCUUCGAAACAACUUCAAGGACAAAGCGUUGCGUGAAGCCUGCGUGUAUUACCUCGAUCACCAAACAUGCGUUGAAGACCAACUUCAAGAAUGCCGGUUUUUUCCUUCGGUGCUCAAGCUUUCGCGCAUUCUAAAACAUACAAGCCUUCUCAACGACAGCUACAGGAGCUACUGUUCUUUUCUACAGCCAGAUAAGCCGAAGUGUUCUUCUGAUACACUGUCUGAGAUGUACGAGCAAUGUCUGGGAUUCAUCAGUUAUGGAGUCGUUCCAAACUUGGGCUCUGACACUACCGAAUUAGACUUGCCUGCAGUCCAGAGGUAUCUUGACAACUACAAGGGCUGCAUACAAGAAGUAACCAAGCUGACCUGCGGGAGCACAGAGAUAUCGCAAGAGAUGCAGAUUUCUCUGACGAAGCCCGUACAGAUUGUCAAAAAGUAUUCUCAUUUCAUCAGUGCGAACAACUGUUCUGAAAGCAGCCUCAGCUCCGCAUUGCGCGAAUGUGAUGGUAUUUGGGACAUUGACGUGGAGCCUUUGUUAAAAUACACUGAAAACAGUGAUCUCAUUCAAGUCUGCAGCUCAAUCGAGAUAUUCGGAAACUGUGUGAAGCAGAAGGUCAUUCCUUUAUGCGAAAAAAUGGAGGUCGCGUCUAGCCACCAAAGUGUCCAUGCGUACCUUUCAAAUGCUCUUGACGUGUACAAGACGGUAUGCUCGAAGGACCUGAAUGCAGUGAAUGAGGCCAUGUGCAGCAAAACGGAACUCGUGUCAGCAUUCAGCCAAUGUGGAGGCAUAAUAGAGUACAGGGUUGCUCCUUUCGCCGAUGACCCGCACGAUAAAGUGAAGCUCGGCGUUGCCUGCACUGGAGUGCGGGAAUACAAAAGGUGCAUAUUUUCACGGCUUUCUCCUGUGUGUGAAGACAAGAUUGUUCCCAUGACUAGCGACGUCACAAAAUACUUGAGAAAUUACUACAAUAUGUACGACUGGACGUGCAAUGUGACCCAGCCUCGUGACCGCUGUGACAAAGAGGAACUGAGGAAAAGCUUGUCAAAAUGUGUUGGACUCUUAAAUAAGGAGUUUGACGUCUCCGUCAUGGGGCUCAACACCGAGUACUUAUGCACCUUUCUGGAGGACUACAAGCUGUGCCUUAAUAUGCGAACCAGUCCUGAAUGUCGAAGAGAUGAUGUUGUGAUGCGGUCGCCGGAUAUCAUCUACUAUACCACAGAAAUAAUAUCCAAAUUUAUGGGGCUAUGCAAUAUGAUUGAUGUCAAAGAAUGCAGCAGAAGCACAAUUCUGGAAAGUGUUUAUAGAUGUAAAGGACUCAUCGACUACGGGCUGAUUGACAGCGUUCAAGACAGCGGGGACGUUGAUGCUAUGAAGCAAGCAUGCGGCGGGCUCUUCCGCUACCGCCACUGCGUGCAUUCCGAGAUAUUCAAAGUUUGUGACGCGUCUAGCCCUGUCCUCCGAGACAAUACCGUUCAACAGUACGCCGUAGGUGUUCCGAGAAACCUAUCUUGGGUCUGCGACCUCAACACCAAACCAGAGGACUGCACCGUCAAGAACAUACUGCCUUCGAUCUCGGAAUGCCAGGGCUUCAUCGAAGGCAUCGGAGAUCCUCACAGCCUCCGUAAAUCUGAUUCAUUCGCCCUGAGCGUAGCUUGCAGCUUUGUUCAGCAGUACAGAGAGUGCAUCGACCUGAACAUUCGCUCUGUUUGCAAAGAGCCGAAAGUUUUAUCCGAAAUAUCGGAAAUCAGCUUCUACACUCAAGACUUAUACCACAAGUACUUGUGGACGUGCGAGAGAAAGAGAAGUCGCACACUUUGCAACAUGGACGAUCUCGUCGUUCAUCUGAAGCAAUGCGAGGUGUUCCUGAUACCCGGAGUCGUUCCCUAUGUCGACAACACGUUCGAGACGCUAAAGUACAGCUACGUUUGCGAUGCACUUGAGGACUACAAGUAUUGCGUGGUGUCGAAAAUAAGCAAACACUGCGGUUACGAAACCGCAGUCGUGCAAAAGCCAGCCGUGAGAAAGUACCUCUUUGAUUUGUACGACAAGCACAAGUGGAUAUGCCAAGAAAACGUCAUUACUGAUUGCAGUGCAAGGCACGUUAUGGCGCAUGCAAAAAGUUGUGAAUUGCAUUUAAAUUUCACCUCACAGUCUCCGCUUGCCGCGAGGGAUCCGGGAAGCAGUACAGUGGUCUGCAGAGGUCUACACCAGUACCAUGCCUGUUUUGAGAAAACUUACUUGUCACAUUGUGGCCGUACAAAAUCUCUGCAUCUCUGGAAUAACAUAAAAGCUAUGGCCUCAAAGCGGGCAAAACAUGCACAGGAAACCUGCUUGAAACACAAAGACCCUAUAAGUUUAGAUUCAUGCAAUGCAAAAGUGCUCGCCGAAAGAUCGCGAAGGUGUCAAGGGAUCAUUGAUACAAACUUAAUUCCAAACAUCCGUAAAAAGAACAACAUUCCUAAGAUCAAUGAGGCAUGCAGUGCAUACAAGCAGUUUCAAGAGUGUCUCUACCAAAACCUUGGCCACUGCAAUAUCUCCAUCGCUCCCAACAGAGAAAUCCUUGACAAAUACAAGUGGGUUUGUUCCGAGGCACUCAAUCAAAGUGCGACCGCUUCGUGCAACGCAACCGAACUUCUGAGCGAGAUGCAAGGCUGCCUUGGCAUCAUGUACUUUAUGGUGAUCCCUAAUGCCGGGCAGAAAAACAACAAGCCGGCGCUUGCAAAAGCCUGCGAGGGUCUCAAGCAUUAUCAGAACUGCGUCCUGGGCAAAACGACGCGCGUAUGUGCUUCUAAAGUCCUCGUAAGAUCAACCAAGGUGAGACGGCUGACGCGCCACAUCACAAAAAAGUUCAGCUGGACAUGCUCUCUGAGCGGUCAAGAUCAGAACUGCAAAACGCACAGCAUUGUGGAUCACCUGAAAACUUGCCUCGGGUUUAUUGACUUGGCUGUCGCGCCAAACAUAUUUCAUACCGAGGACAAGGCUAAAAUGCAAAUCGCUUGCAGCGGCCUUGAGGACUACCAAGACUGUGUAGACAGUAAGAUUUACGAGAUGUGUCCACCGCUGAACAAAUACCUAAAACGAAAAGAUGUCAAACUUUUCACGGAGUUUCUUCCAAGCAAGUACAGCUGGGUCUGUCACACAAGCUACUCUCAUCAGUGCACUCUUCAGAACAUCAUGGAAAACUUGAAGAUUUGCCGUGGACUUGUAACAAGUGUGUUGUUCGCGAAAUUGGAUAGCGGGAAGCUCGUGGGUAACAGCCGUCCAAUGGCGUGCAGUGCCUUGCAGUCAUUCGAGCUUUGUGUCAUGGUGCAAACGGGAAGGAUAUGCAGUCCGGACGACCUGGUUUUGCACCACCAUGACGUAAGGGCAGCCACGACCGAAAUCCUCGACGCAUACGGCUGGGUGUGCAAUGACACAGGUUCCAUGGACUCCACUUUCGUGGAUACUGCUCUUGCAUUCCGGAAAAGUGGCUGCGAGGACGAUCUGUUGAGGGACAGGCUCAUACAUUGCCGAGAACUGUUCAACAGAACGUUACCACCUGAACUUGCCUCCGAAAAAUUUCAUUCCGGGGAUAUCGAACUGACCUGCAAGGCCGUGAUGUCUUACGAAGAGUGUACACGUGCUGCUCAGCAUGAGCUCUGCUCUAAGAUGGGAGAAAAUGCCAUUGUUUGGGAAUAUUCCAGAGAUCUUUACAGGGAGUACAACUGGACAUGUAAUCUGGCUUCAGACGCCCUAUGUGAUGAUUCCUUCCUGCUGAAGUCUAUACCAGCAUGUCUUGCCAUCCUCAAAAAUGAAGUGAUUGAACACGUUGGUGGCAUAUCAAACGUCGAGACACAGAAAGUAGCAUGCGAGGGAUACAAGCGGUAUCAACGCUGUGUCAAGUACAUAGUUGACUCUAGCUGUCAAAACAUCGAUAUCGACAACACGGCAAGCCACGUAGGAAUCAUGGCAUUCCUGACGAGGAAGCUUUCUUCGAGCUUUCAGUGGACCUGCAAUGGGUUUCAUUGCAGCAGUGCUGCGGUAACAACAAGCAUUCGAGAAUGUGUGCGCAGCCUAGAAGAGCUUUCGAAUUCCUUCACCAGAAACGAGAGAGUUGAACCAUGCGCGAAGGUGACGGAAUAUCGAGAGUGCAUCCUCAAAAAAAUGAACGUGACCUGCACACUGAAUCAUCACCUUUUGCAGUCCAAAGAACUGGAGCACUACACGGACGCUUUGUACAAUGCUUUUGACGGAUUCUGCAGUGGUGUUAUGCCAGAAUGCAACAAAGAAGAAAUGUUACAGUCCCUGUACAAAUGCGAAGAAAUUAUUCUCAAGCAAGUUCAACCGCACACAACUGACAGAGGCAACGCCUAUGAAAGCCGGCUGGCAUGCAGAGGUCUUCACGAGUACAAGUGGUGUGUAUCGAACGUCAAAACCGUGUUUCACUGCAAGAGCGACGACGCAUUCGACAGUGAAGGGGACAUCGACAAAUUAGUACUCGCCAUCCAAGACAAAUACAACUGGACAUGCGAGCAAGACGCAAAAACAUGCAGUGCUCCUAAAUUCAAGUCCUACCUGAAACCAUGCUUCUCUAUUUUGGGGACGGAAGUGCUUCCGCACAUUUUAGACUACGACAAUGCAAGCGGUAUGGACAUAGCUUGUCGAGGGGUGCACCAUUACCAAAUAUGUGUGAGCAAGAAGCUGUACAACGUUUGCAAACAAGACAAGCCCAUAUACUCGAAUGAGAUGCUGUACUUUAGAGACAAAGUAACGGGGCUGUUGUCCUGGACAUGCAGCUGGACAUCUCCUAGAGGACGCUGCGAUGUCCACGGCAUGCUUCAGAAGAUGGCGCUUUGCGCGUCUGAACUCGAACAAGCGGGCGUUUCCACCAGCCCGGCUAACAACAGUGUCGCUGAAAAAAUGGCGGGCUGCAGGGCUAUGAGGAAGUACCAGAAUUGCAUCGCGAAAAUUCCUACUCAAGAAUGUUCGAACGGCUUGAAGAUCCCCUUCUCGGAAGAAUCUCGGUACUAUGUGUCAGUGCUCAAGAAAAAGUACGAGUGGGUUUGCAAUGGAAAUGGCGAUUACAUGUGCAACCCGGAACUAUUGCUCCUCUAUCUGUCCAAGUGUGAAGCUACGUUUAUGAAAUCAAACGUCAAUGACUACGUCGACGUUGACAUACUUGGCAUCACGGACUGCAGGGACGUCGAGAACUACCAGUGGUGCUUGCGGAAUUCGAUAUUCGAGUCUGACUGCGAGUAUUACCAGAACAUACUGACAUCACCCGAAGUUCUCUACUUCACAGACAAACUUCUCAGACCAUAUCUCCGGACCUGCCAAGUGAACCUAAAUUGUCAGAUUGGCACCUUGUACAGUCAGUUGUCAGAAUGCUCACCAAUUAUAAAAGUUAAGGUACUGCCGUUCGUCCAGCGAGGCUGGGUGCAGAACCCCAUCACUGCGUGCGGAGGCACCAGGGAAUAUCAGAAGUGUUUCAGGCUUGCUAUGCAGAAGACAACCUGUGACAGAAGUACUGCGUUGUUUAAACUGGCAGAAGUACAGUACUACAGGAAUUAUCUCUUCAACGCCUACAAUUGGACCUGCUUCGAACAUGCGGCUCCAGUUGGAUCAUGCGAGAAAAAUUUAGUGCUGCGAGAUCUGCAGAAAUGUGAAGGAUCGGUAUUCCAAAACACUACUUCUAGGAAGCCGCUUUCUUGCAGCUCUCUCUCCUUGGCCAACUUUUUGAACUGCGUGGAUAAAACGAACGUGAAGCUGGCCUGUAACGCGGAUCCGGCGAAAGUGUCAAACAUUGCGGAUCAUGCUCGGAAAAUCCUGCUCGACUACCGCGCAGCCUGUGACUUCGACUAUACUGUGAGUGCCCUUGGACGCAAAUUCCUCUUGAAUGAGUACCAAAAGUGUCAACUCAUGUUGAAGAAAUUUGAUCGCCUGCUCAAGUCGGCUCAAGUUCGUGAAACGAAAGUACUUGAUGCAUGCCGGUCUCUGCAGCUGUUUUCUUUGUGCACUGAGGCUGCCAUCAUACUCCACAAGAACGUUGACAGCCCACACGCAUCAGAAGUACGCAACUCUUCGGAAGCGUUGGCUAGGAGCUAUGAGCUAAAGUGCGCUCCGAACGAGUGCAACAGACACCAAAUUGUGGACGACUUGCUACGUUGCUUUCAUUCAAGCCCAGUUUUUUCUAACUGCAGUGUGGCACUCAAAAGCAACGUCACCACACUUUCCGAACCAUGCCUGACGGAGGUCUUCAAGGGUCACGCCUGCAGCAGAAAAGUUGACGUGGUCUACGUCGCACGAGAGCUGUUCAUGACCAAAGUGGAAGCGCACAAACGGGACUGCAACAUGCUUAGAUCCCAGUACCGACAAUGCAGCCAAGACGAGUUCGCAAGCUUCCUACAGAAGUGCUACGAAACCUUUUUAAGGGAAAUUACCGGAAAGUCUAUAGCCACGCCUAAGUUCUGCAGAACGUACCACAAGUACGGAACCUGCGUUGACGAAGCGAGUGCUGAGACAUCCUGCUUUAAUGUGACCAUGAUGCAAGCCCCUUAUGAACUCAGCCUGCGCAAUUUCACUUCGAAGUACGGACAGGUGUGCACGCAGUACAUUCGCAGCAUGAAAAGCAACGGCUCAUUUUCUUUCUGGCACCGCAAGAACAGCCGAAACAAGCACACCUCUUCCGAUGGAGAAGCUUUCAUCUCUGGCAAGUCACCGUCGACUGUGCUCCUGUUCAGCCUUGUGGCCGUGGCCGUGACCCCUCUUUUUUUUUCCUCAUUCACCUCCUGA